Balaenoptera musculus (blue whale) is the source of this 1490-nucleotide messenger RNA. RefSeq names its product nei like DNA glycosylase 1 (gene NEIL1). The record is from RefSeq and is a predicted model, not a curated record. The transcript is spliced from 10 exons. Bases 76 to 1356 code for a protein of 426 amino acids. Gene Ontology annotation, cellular component: nucleus. Lineage: Eukaryota; Metazoa; Chordata; Mammalia; Artiodactyla; Balaenopteridae. Gene Ontology annotation, molecular function: DNA-(apurinic or apyrimidinic site) endonuclease activity; DNA N-glycosylase activity; damaged DNA binding. Gene Ontology annotation, biological process: base-excision repair.
CGGCCUUAACCCCAUAGUGGCUGCAGGCUGGCGGGAGCGGCGCGGAGCCCAGGGCCUGGCCACCCCUCCCACAGAAUGCCUGAGGGCCCUGAGCUGCAUCUGGCCAGCCACUUUGUGAACGAGGCAUGCAGGGAGCUGGUGUUUGGCGGGUGUGUGGAGAAGUCCCCUGUCAGCCGCAACCCUGAGGUGCCCUUUGAGAGCAGCGCCUACCACAUCGCAGCUUUAGCCCGAGGGAAGGAGCUGCGCCUGACACUGAGCCCCCUGCCUGGGGCCCAGCCCCCGCGGGGGCCACUGGCCCUUGUCUUCCGCUUUGGCAUGACCGGCUCCUUCCAGCUGGUGCCCAGCGAUGCGCUGCCACCCCAUGCCCAUCUGCGCUUUUACACGGCUCCCCCUGGCCCCCGACUUGCUCUCUGCUUCGUGGAUAUCCGCCGCUUUGGCCACUGGGACCUCGGGGGCAAGUGGCAGCCAGGCCGCGGGCCGUGUGUCUUGCUGGAGUACGAGCAGUUCAGGGAGAAUGUGUUACGAAACCUAGCAGACAAGGCCUUUGACCGGCCCAUUUGUGAGGCCCUCUUGGACCAGAGGUUCUUCAAUGGCAUUGGCAACUAUCUGCGGGCAGAGAUCCUAUACCGGCUGAGGAUACCCCCCUUCGAGAAGGCCCGCACGGUUCUGGAGGCACUGCAGCAGCGCAGGCCGAGCCCGGAGCUGACCCUGAGCCAGAAGAUCAGGGCCAAGCUGCAGAACCCAGACCUGCUGGAGCUGUGCCACUCAGUGCCCAAGGAAGUGGUCCAGCUGGGGGGCAAAGGCUAUGGGCCGGAGAGCACGGAGGAGGACUUUGCUGCCUUCCAAGCCUGGCUGCGGUGUUAUGGCACGCCAGGCAUGAGCUCCCUGCGGGACCGGCAGGGCCGCACCAUCUGGUUCCAGGGGGAUCCUGGACCCUUGGCGCCCAAAGUCCCCACUCCAACCCUCGGCGGCACUCCAGAGUGGGAGCAUGGGAGUCUAGAAAAAGGGGGCCGCGGCCACAAGACCCUCCAACCCCAUCAGCAACAGUAUCCUGCAGGGGGCAAGUCCCGCAAGAAGAAAUCCAAGGGAGCACAGCGGGGUCCUGAGGACCAAGUGGAGAACCCUCCACCUCCAAACAAGGCCCCUUCAAGGACACGAAGGGCACGGAGAGGCCUUCCUGAGCAGACUGCGGCCCAGCAGCCCGAGGGGACCAGCCUCCAAUGGGACCCAGAAGCCCCCCGUGUCCCUGAGAAAGGGAAGAGGAGGAGGCAACCAGCGACCUCAGGCCGCCGCAGACCCCAAAAGAUCAAGGCUGACACCCCAUCCUUGGAGCCUGAGGAGACCUCAGCCUCUUAGCAGGAGGGUCUCCUUGCUUGCAUCCACCCCUUCCUGCUGCCCUGGAUCUGGGCCUGUGCGGCUUCCUGGAAGUUGCAGGGGACUGGCUGCCCCUGGCCCUGUGGCCAUUCCCUAUACAACUAUGAUGUUUUUAA